Molecule: messenger RNA, 3979 nt
Organism: Alligator sinensis (Chinese alligator)
Lineage: Eukaryota; Metazoa; Chordata; Crocodylia; Alligatoridae
Gene: RAD52
Product: RAD52 homolog, DNA repair protein
Exons: 12
Coding region: 5-1300 (431 amino acids)
Biological process (GO): double-strand break repair via single-strand annealing; DNA recombinase assembly; double-strand break repair via homologous recombination
Cellular component (GO): nucleus
Source: RefSeq, a predicted model, not a curated record
CUUCAUGCUGCGCACCCCGCCGAGCGAUGCGAUGUCUGGAAGUCAGAAUUCAGGCAGUGGAAGCCACGUCAGCAAGAGAAGUUCCAGCAAUGCCAGCUCCAUGGUGUACUUUGGACAGUACCAGUACACAGCAGAUGAAUACCAGGCCAUCCAGAAUGCUCUGCGUCAAAGACUUGGUCCAGAGUACAUCAGCAGCAGGCAGGCUGGAGGUGGACAGAAGGUUUGUUACAUCGAGGGUCACAGGGUCGUCAGUCUGGCCAAUGAGAUGUUUGGCUUCAAUGGCUGGGCUCAUUCAGUCACUCAGCAGAAUGUCGAUUUUGUUGACCUGAACAAUGGCAGAUUCUAUGUGGGGGUCUGUGCAUUUGUUAAAGUUCAACUUAAGGAUGGGUCAUACCACGAAGAUGUGGGAUAUGGAGUGAGUGAGGGCCUGAAGUCUAAGGCCUUGUCUCUAGAGAAGGCAAGAAAGGAAGCAGUGACAGAUGGACUGAAGAGGGCACUCAGGUGCUUUGGAAAUGUGCUUGGGAACUGCAUCCUGGACAAAGACUACCUGCAAGCAGUGAAUAAACUUCCUCGUCAGAUUUUCCCUGCGUUGGAUGUGGCCAAAGCUAAAAGGCAAGACUUUGAGCCCUCAAUAGAGAAGGCAAGAUACAACAGCUGUUUACAGAAGCAGAGUGCAGGGCAGCAGCAGUGUGAGAUGGCGCUCUCUUGCAAAUCUGACCAGGCGGAAGCUUCCUUGAACAGAAUGGAACAGGACCAUCCACACAGCGCCAGGAGAAACACAGACUCUUUAGCCACCGAGUAUGAUGCCACUUACCAGCGGAAGUUGCGGCAGAAGCAGCUACAGCAGCAGUUCCGGGAACAGAUGGAGAAAAAACUUCAGAUCCCAAUAGCUGCUCCAGUCUGCAAACAUGUGCCACCACCUCCUCCUGUGAAGCACAGCACUCCAGUCACAGCACAACAGCAACCGACUGCAGAAGACGAGUUCUUUGCAGAUGACCCUGAACUUUGGGACAUUCCUCUAGAGGCCACCAAUCUCAGUGAUGCUGCUAGCCACAAAAUGGCAGAUAUGCCAGCCCAGCCACAGGCUCCUGCAACCCCGCUUGGCCAGCAUCACAUGACUACUCGGAGCAGGACUCCUCAGAAGAUGAGCUAUCACAAACCAUGUGCAAGGCCUACACCCUGGCAAGUGUCUGUCGAGCAGAGGACUUUUAGCCAUUGUGCCAACCAGCAUGCAGCAGCAGACUGCAGCCCCUACAGAAGAAGCCAAGGUAUGAAGAAAAGGAAACUGGAACCCACCUAAGGAAUGACAGCAGCUCCUGACUUCUUGCCUCUGGAUCUGUCAUUUUUUCAAACAAUCUGUUCAGUGGCAUGAGGAAGGUAAUCAAGCAGACCAGGCCCUUCCUUCGGUGAUGCAUAAGCUUAACUAUGAAUGCAGGACAGGAAGUUGGCCCACAGUCGUGGGCUUGACACCCCCUUUUGUGCGGUCAAAAAUGUUUCAAAUGCGUUUCACCCCGACUCCAGAUUCAGAGGCUGUGGAAGGGCUCUUCAAGUCAUGGCUUGUAUCAGGUCAUAAACACUGUAAUUUUAAAUUCUUUUGUGCUGUUCUAAGAAACUGGUUCCUAGGAUGAAAUGCAUGAAGGGUGAGGGGGUCAUUCCUCUGCAGUUUCAUGUUGUAGAGGAAGCAUUUCCCUUUUGAAGGCAAACAGUGUUUAGUAAAGUCAAACUGGGGAAGGAAUCAUUUGACGCCAUCCUGUAUUAAAAUUCUGCUUGGCCGGGUCCAUUACACGAGGAGUGGGGUUGACCUGUUCUGUUCCUUUACUAAUUUGUUUUUAUAUUAACUUUUAUCCCCUUUUUAUUAUGGCAAACAUGAAUAAAUGGUGUAGCUGUUCAAGUGGGUCAACAACACAGCUCUCUUGAAUACAUGACAGGUCCUCUAGACAGAGGAAGAUUUCUACUACAUUGACUUCUUGUGGUUUAAUGCUACUCAGCCUGACAACCCAACUCCCUCUUCCUGAAGCCCAAGGCAGAUUAGCACUAUAUACCUAGUAACAAGUCUGAAAUUAAACAGAAGCCCAAACCACAAGUGUUUUGUUGUCUACUCCCACGUUGUAGCUUAAGGGAGGAGAGUGAUGCAUCACACCAUUGCCUGCAACACUAGGGGAGAUACAAGAGGUUUAUACACUUUUAGUUAAACACGUGGGAUGAUGCAUAAUCAGGAGAAAUGGGGCAAGCAUUAGAAGCAAAGAAUAGGAGUUACUGAGCAUAUCUGUAGUGUGUGCGCAUGCUUGGAGGUGGGGGAAUCGGUUUUUUCGUUACUGGAGAAACAUGAGAUUGUUAUUAAUUAACAGUUCAUUAAUACACUGUAAUUACAGUGCAUUGUUUAGUACCUGUAAUAACAGGUACUAACUUAAUGUACCGUAAUUAGCACUACUGAAUAUUAGCACAGAUGAACAUUGUGUGAUGCUUAAUGCACACUAGACUAAAUCUGUGCAUUAGCACGGUUUCUGCCAGCUGCACUAACUUGUAGUAGAAUUAGUCCAGUACACAUUACCGUUUCCAGCAGCAAAAUGUAGAACUGAAAAUACCCAAGUGGCCUCAAUACCCCAUUGGCUGUAUGAAGCUGCCUCCUUGCCAGCACAUCUGCCUAUAAAAUUGCCAGUAGCCUUUAUUGCCUUACUCAUAAAACUGAGGAUAGCUGAAGGUGACCACUCCUGUUUAAGGUGUCAGUGUAUAGCCUGCCUUUAUCACUUCCCAGCCCAUCCCUGGGAAGAGAAUGCUUAUGACACUGGUUAAGAAAAAUCUCAUUACUUACUAUAGUCAGUGCUCAUGCAUCCCACAUUAAGCCAAGGCAAAGGCUAUUAAGGAAGAGCAUGUUUGGAUCACACAAAGAAAAUGGAGGAUUGAGCCACAAGGUUAACUUCUGGAAAAAAAGAUGUAGUCAUAGGAACCCAAGUGCAUGCAGAACCACUGGUUCAAGACUGGAGAGAUGCCCCACCUUGGUGCAUCAUAAAGCUCUCCAAAGCUUGCAUCUUCUUUGGAGGGUUUUUAAGAACCCUAAGUAAGGAGGGAGUCCUACAGGAUCCCAGCCUGCAGCAGCAUGAACAACAAAAGCUUUCCUAAAGAAAGGAGAUUUAGCAAAUUGUUACUAUUUAAAAACCCUGCACCUCACUCGCCAUCCUCCAGAAGACACUAGGGGCCCAUAUGACCUAGUGCUACCAAGAGUUGCUGAAAUGGCAAUUUACCACACACUGCCUCAAGGACGUGCAAAUCCCACUGAGGCAGAGAAUGGCUUGAGCAGGCAUGGAGAUUCUUUGCAAUUCCCAAGAUGCCUCUUACCCCAUUCCUAGUAAAGACAUUACUCCUCUCAGACAGCUCUUUGCUAGUUCCAACUACAGCUGCAUGAAGGACCCUGACCAGCCAAGCAAGCUUGACCCUCUAUGUUUAUUGACAAUAGCAAGAAGUCUUUGUGAUGGAGUUCAUCUGGGCUCUGCUUCACCAGGUUUUCCACUCCAUGGUGUUGUAGGCACGCAUCCCUCUAGCUUAGUUUCCAAGCAAGGGGGCUGGGAUGCAGAAAGAAAAGCAGAACUAACCGAAGACUGACCUUCACCAACCCCUUUUCAUCAGGGACAGAUUCCUCUCUGACAGAGUUGCUAAGAGGCAGCACAAAGUCUCCAAAAAUUAGCCAGGACCCAGAGGUUACAGUAGACAGGGGAGUUUGCCAACCCCCUGAGGUUAAUGCCAACUAUUUAGACUUUGUCCAACCAUCUGUCUCCGGAGCAGGAAAACUUCAUACUGAAGCCAACCUACACCAUACCAGAAAUGUGUUGUUGCCUGAAUUACCUGUUAGCCAAGACCCUUUGACUUUCUGCAUCAGGAAGUCUAUUGACCCAGCAUCUGUGAACGGUCUUUUACUGUUGCUUAUUUUUCAGAGUAGUUUGUUGAAAGGUCAAACUGUUAUUUCUGACCACUGCUUUUGACA